CCGAUUCGGAUCUGCUUUCGAUUAAUAACCGGCGUGUAAUAUUUAUCUAGAUGUGGAACAAGGCCUUUCUGUUUGUUAGAAACACGUUGAAUGCGACAGGAAUGAGAUCAGGAAUAGCGAGGAAUAUUUCGACCUUCCUCUGGGGUCUGGUGCUGUGUGUGUGCACGAUGCGCCAGUCCGCCCGCGGACAGAUUGGAGAGAUCUGUGGUCCUCACAUUGAUAUCCGCAAUGACAUCAGCGAGUUCAAGAAGCUGGAGAACUGCACGGUGGUGGAGGGCUACCUGCAGAUCCUCCUGAUAGGCGAUAAAAACCACAACCUUUAUCAGGAGUUUCGCAUGCUUAGCUUCCCCAAGCUCACCAUGGUCACAGACUACCUUCUCCUGUUCCGCGUAGCCGGCCUCGACAGUCUCAGCACGCUCUUCCCAAACCUCAGUGUAAUCAGAGGACGCAACCUCUUCUACAACUACGCCCUAGUUAUCUUUGAGAUGACCAGCCUAAAAGACAUCGGCCUGUACAACUUAAGGAACAUCACAAGAGGUGCCAUUAGGAUCGAGAAGAACCCAGAUCUGUGCUAUCUUGACCCUGUGGACUGGUCGCUCGUUAUGGAUGCAGAGUUUAAUAACUACAUAGCUGGAAACAAGCUGUCCAAAGAGUGUGGCGACGUGUGCCCUGGCAUUAUGGAGGAAAACCCUCAGUGCAUCAGGACCAGCUUUAAUGACAAUUACAGCUACCGCUGCUGGACUUCUAGCCACUGCCAGAAAGCUUGCCCACCAAAAUGCGAGGGUCUGGCCUGCACAGAUUCAGGCGAGUGUUGCCACCCACAGUGCCUGGGGAGAUGUACGGAAGCUGGGAAUGACAUGGCGUGUGCCGCCUGCCAGCAUUAUUCCCACGAGGGCCGCUGCGUGCCAGACUGUCCUCCUGGCACAUACCGCUUCGAGGGCUGGCGUUGCAUCACCAAGGAGGUGUGCGCCCAGGUCCACCUGCCCAGCGAAGUGGACUUUGUCAUCCAUGAUGGCGAGUGUAUGCCUGAUUGCCCACCUGGUUUCACCCGUAAUGAGAGCCAAAGUAUGUUCUGUAGCGCGUGUGAUGGCCUCUGUGAUAAGGUCUGUGAGACUAAAACUAUCGACUCCGUGGACGCCGCCCAGUCCCUCCAGGGCUGCACCGUCAUCAAAGGCAACCUGCACAUUAAUAUUCGUCGAGGCAAUAACAUUGCUUCAGAACUAGAGAAUUUCAUGGGUUUGAUCCAAACUGUGACGGGCUAUGUGCGGAUCAAACACUCUCACACUCUGGGCUCCCUGACGUUCCUGAAGAGUCUGCGCUACAUUAAUGGAGAGGACCUUUUAGAUGAUAUGUAUGCAUUCUCGGCACUGGAUAAUCAGCACCUGCAGCAUCUGUGGGACUGGAACCAGCACAACCUGACCAUCCGAGCGGGUAAACUUUUCUUCCGCUCCAACCCUAAACUCUGUAUGUCCGAGAUUCGCAAGAUGUGGGAGAAGACAGGUGUCUUGAGGAAGAUGGAGGAAGAUGAUGUUCGCAACAACGGGGAACGAGCUAGUUGUGAAAGUCAUAUUCUAAAAUUCAAGUACAACAAUACCCAGAGCACUCGAAUAAAACUGACCUGGGAACGCUACCGGCCGCCUGACUACAGAGAUCUCAUCAGUUUUAUAGUCUAUUACAAGGAAGCGCCAUUUCAGAACAUUACAGAGUUUGAUGGACAGGAUGGCUGUGGGUCUAGUUGGACUAUGGUAGAUGUGGACCUUCCUUCAGACAAAUUUAUGAAUCCGGGAAUUCUACUUCAACCGUUAAAGCCCUGGACGCAAUAUGCUAUUUUUGUGAAAGCCAUCACCCUGGUGGUAGAAGAUAAACACACUCUGGGGGCUAAGAGCGAGGUGGUCUACAUCCGUACCAAAGCUUCAGAGCCCUCAAUGCCCAGGGAUGCUCGCGCGUAUACAAAUUCGUCCUCAUCACUAGUGGUAAAGUGGUCUCCUCCCAUUUCCCCAAAUGGGAAUUCAACCUUCUACCUUCUCCGCUGGCAACAGCAGCCCGAGGACCGUGAGCUCUACCAGCACAACUACUGUUCGAAAGAACUUAAGAUCCCGAUUCGCAUCUCUGCCUCAGCCCUGUCAGAAAUAGAGGAGGACACUAAGCCCACAAAAUCCGACGUGUUUGGUGAUGAGAAAGGCCAGUGCUGCUCGUGUCCCAAGACCAACCAAGCCAUGAAGGAGGUGGCAGAGGAGCGUGUUAUCAGCAAAGCGUUUGAGAACUUCCUCCAUAAUUCUGUAUUCACACCCAGACCUCACAACAGUAGACGUCGUCGGGAUGUUUUUGGGGUCGCUAAUGAAACAUUAGCACGAGACUUGGGCCAGAACAAGACAACGUCUGAAAGCAACGUGUCCAAACCUGAACCCGUAGAGCAAGUGUAUCCAUUCUCAGAAGCCACAUCUCAGACUGAGUUCAUGGAGAUCUUCAACCUGCAACCAUUCACUGUCUACCGUAUAGACAUCCACGCGUGCAACUAUGAGGUCCAGCGAUGCAGUGCAGCUGCCUUCGUCUUCUCCAGGACCAAACCUGCAGGAAAAGCUGACAACAUUCCUGAUCCGGUAACCACUGAGAUGGUUGAAAGGACAGAGGGGACAGUCUUAUUGAGAUGGUCAGAGCCUACACAACCUAGUGGCCUCAUCCUUAUGUAUGAACUCAAGUAUCGCCAGGGCUCAGAGCCUGAGAAACAUGAGUGUGUGUCGCGGCAACAGUACCGGGAGCUUAAAGGAACACGGCUAACCAACCUGGGUUUCGGCAACUACUCGGUUCGUGUGAGGGCAACCUCGCUAGCGGGAAAUGGAUCCUGGACUGAUCCAGUGUCUUUCUACGUCCCUCAAUCCCAACAAGUCCAUGAUGGUAUGGUCUACUUAGCCAUUACAUUACCUGUCAUAGUGCUGAUCUUAUUUGUGAUUCUCAUCAUCACCGUCGUCUUCGUCAAAAAAAAGAGGAACAGUGAUAGAUUGGGAAAUGGAGUUCUCUAUGCCUCUGUAAACCCAGAGUAUUUCAGCGCAGCUGAGAUGUAUGUGCCAGAUGAGUGGGAGGUGGCUCGUGAAAAGAUCACUCUGUGUCGAGAGCUGGGCCAGGGUUCUUUUGGCAUGGUUUAUGAGGGCAUUGCCAAGGGUGUGGUAAAGGAUGAACCUGAGACCAGGGUGGCCAUCAAGACAGUUAAUGAAUCAGCAAGCAUGCGUGAACGCAUCGAAUUCCUCAACGAAGCUUCUGUUAUGAAGGAAUUCAACUGUCAUCAUGUGGUACGACUGCUGGGAGUCGUUUCACAAGGCCAGCCCACUCUUGUGAUCAUGGAGCUGAUGACACGAGGUGACCUGAAGAGCUACCUGCGCUCUCUGCGCUCAGAAAAGCAAGGUUCGUGCAGCCAGGCCCUUCCACCACUGAAGAAGAUGAUUCAGAUGGCUGGUGAGAUUUCCGACGGCAUGGCAUACCUCAAUGCAAACAAGUUUGUCCAUCGGGACCUGGCUGCCAGGAACUGCAUGGUGGCCGAAGACUUCACUGUCAAAAUUGGAGAUUUUGGCAUGACACGGGACAUUUAUGAGACAGAUUACUACCGGAAAGGAGGCAAGGGACUUCUGCCGGUCCGCUGGAUGUCCCCCGAGUCUCUGAAAGAUGGCGUCUUCACCACAAACUCUGAUGUCUGGUCAUUCGGUGUGGUGUUGUGGGAGAUAGCCACCCUUGCUGAGCAGCCCUACCAGGGUAUGUCCAAUGAGCAGGUAUUGCGCUUCGUCAUGGAGGGAGGCCUGCUGGACAAACCGGAUAACUGUCCAGAUAUGUUAUUCGAGCUGAUGCGCAUGUGUUGGCAGUACAAUCCCAAGAUGCGUCCCUCUUUCCUGGAGAUCAUCAGCAGCAUCAAGGAGGAGUUAGAGCCAUCCUUCAGUGACGUCAGCUUCUUCUACAGUGACGAGAACAAGCCACCGGACACCGAGGAGCUCGACGUGGAGGUGGAGAACAUGGAGAACAUCCCGCUGGACCCUGCUUCCACCCUGACUCCACCCUCCUCUCAGGGGCUUACCGAGACUGCUACUUUGCCCUCCGCCCCUAUGACCUGCACCUCGGUCCCUACACCCUCCACCUCGCCCUCUUCCUCUACAGCAUCUCCAGCCUUGGACUCGCACUUCGAUAACACACAGCCGUACGCGCACAUGAACGGCAGCCGCAAAAACGAACGAGCGCUUCCGCUGCCGCAGUCGUCGGCCUGCUGAAUUGCCCCCACGUGCACACGGUAUUCUGUAACUUCCCUUACCCAUGUUUUGUGGUCACAUGUACAAUUUUUUCCCUCUUGGUCGAUGAGAUAAACUCAAGGAGCAAAGAUGGAGUCCAUUUCGACAAUGAUAGACAAUGUCCUACUGUAAAUCAGUACAUUGCUUACUUAUUUUUAUGAUGGUUAUUAUUAUUUGAUGUUUUUUAAUCCAUCCCAGUGGAUGAUUUUACGUGUGGGACACAGAAAGGCUGCGUAAAGCUCUGGCAAUAUUUAAAAGGACUCGCAUAACCAUCACACUGGGGAGCUGCAGCAGUAAUUUCUUUUGUAUCAUAUUUUGUUGCUUUUUUUUUUUUUUUUUCCUAGAGGAAGUUUAAAGAGGUUUAAGCAUUUUCUCGGCCAGAGAAUUGUAUUUAAAAAGAAUUUUUUGCGUAUCAGCUAACAAGCCCAACUUCUGAGCACUUUUUAAAGGGCUUGUGUGUGUAUGUGUGUGUCUGUGUGUGUGUGUGUGUAUGUGUGUGUGCGCAAGCCUAGAGGUGUAUGUGGGGUUUUGCAGUAGAAGAAAACACACACAUUCCUCUCUGCAAUGCUGCACAUCUCUGCCUCACUCGCUUUAUUGUCACAUUUCUCUUUCAUGGUAGAGUAGUCAGCAUCUCUGCUAGGAUAGCUUUGUUCUUACGUUAGAACUGUUGUCCGGUCGAGCAAGCUGUCAUCCGCUCCAACUUUUUAGUAACCGCUGAUUUGUUUCUCUUUGUUUGCCAAAUCAAUACUACUUUUUCAUAUUUAUUAAUCAGAAUGUUUAUGUUCCCUGCUUACUUCCCAAAUUUUUGGUUGGACGAGAAAGUAUUGAAGUCAAGCAACUUUAGCUCUUACACUGGCCUCAUGCUUUUUGUUCCUGGUGAAAGCAGUCGGUCUGCUCUUCCCUCCGGCGUAGCUUCGACUGUCCUACCAUGACGUGACCGUGUCCACUCCAGCAUCCGAGAGAUGCACUGCCUCAAUGUGUUGUUUCAAGUGACAUCAAAACAGUCUGACAGCAAAUGAAGACGAAGUACAUGCUCCAAAGUGCUGAGCCAGAUAAGAGGCCGUCGAAAUCGCCUCAUGUACAAAGCGAACGGUUUGCGCUAAAAGGAUCGGCAGUUUGCAAAGACUUUGAGGCAUUGUACACAGCAGGUAUUUUGUUCAACUAGUCAUUUGUCUCGAUACAAAUCCGCCAAUUCUAUGAAGGUCUUACAGUUGUAUGUUAGACCGCCAGAUCAUUUACACACAUCACUGGUUCGUCACUUUUGAUACCUUUUUUACGGCUCCGAUGUUCUUUGUCUGUACAGAAAGAAGCUGCUAUUUUAUCCUUUUUUUCUUCAAGGAUGUUUUAUAUAUAUAAAUAUAUAAAUAUAUAUAUAAAGAAAUCCUUCAGGUUUAAUAUUUUAUGAUCUCCACUACAGUCCAUUUUCUUAUGCUUUAUACUCUUCUAGCAAAAAAUGAACGAAAAACAAAAAAGAAGAAAAAAAUUAUAUUUAAUAAACAGAUUUUUCCCCUUCCACUGAGAGGUUGUUUAGAUUGCCACAUACAAUCCAUCACCUGUUUUUAAUGUAUUAUUAUUAUUAUUAUUAUUGUGUUUGUGUAGAUUUUUUAAGAUGCCCUUGGUCUGUGUGAGUAGUUUUGGCACCCUUGUACCAGUUGUCUAGCACUGCACCAAGUCCUGCCCUCUAGGUGCAACAGAAACUCAGGUCAGAGUUAAGAUUUUGCUCUUUCCACGCAUCCCUGUCCCAGCUCCUCCUUCUAAUCUGUCGCUUUGUCUUUGGUGUAAAUGCGCUCUCUCUUGCUGCUCUGCCUCCCAUACGAGUGUGUACAGUAAUUUGUCUGCCUCCCCCGGUGCCUCAUUUUAAAGUCAAGAAGCAUCUUAUGUUUGUUGUGUUUUUUCUAUCACUAUCACCCCAGCUAUAUAAUUGCUUGGCAUCUGACAGGGCUACUUGGGUCAUUUUAGGUCCUGCCUUACAAAGCCCAACCGCUCGUCAUGCUGCUCUAGGCUGCAUUCUCCAACAUGACUCAGCAUAGGCUCGCAUUCAAUGGGUGCAGCCUUCUCUGAUGAAACAUCUGCAAACCAAAUACAGACACGGUCGGGUUAAACUCUAUUUCGAUGAAAGCGCUUCAUUUUUGGUUUUUAAAAACACUCGUUUUUUUUGAAGGAUCUCUCUUUGUACUUUGGGAAGUGUUGCCCAUGUGUAGUUUGUCCCUUCACAGAAGGCUGUUCUCCUCUUCUGUAGGGUUAUUUAUUCUAUUAUUAUUUUUACCUAAAUCACUGUAUGAAUGGCCCAAUGUAUUUAAGUUUUUAUUUGUAUUUUCCAUGAUGUCAUGACUGGGGGACUUUAUUUUUCAUUUCCUUGACGCAUUUAUCUACCUCACUCUUUUUUUUUUUUUUAUUAUGUAUGUAUGUGCAUAAAAAGAAAAUCUACAAAAAAUCUCACUAUUUUCUCACGUCUGUUGGAGACAAACCUCAGUCUCCAGACGAAAAACCUCAUCAGCAUCACAAACCACAUGCUCUCAGAGGACUGGAGAGAGGAAGGCUGUGCAGCAUGACAACCAUUCCAAAUUGCAUCCCACAUCAUAAAAGCCUGAAGCUCUUUUACUGUUAUGAAAAGAACAUUAUUUUAUGGACUAAUGUUGGAAUUAAAUUAAUAAAUACAAUUCCUUAAUGCAAGGAUGAAAAUUAAAGUAGAAGUGGCUCACGUGUUUAUAGCAGAAGUAAAAAGGACGUAGUAUAUAAUAUUUCGGACAGAGAAUUCGCACACAGAAUUAGCCACCCUCUCUCUUUACUCAAUAACGUGAUUUCUGCAACCAGGAAUCCUCAAAUCAUGCAGCUGGCUUUGACCAUUCAUGGCAUUCAUGGUUUUAUUCAAAUACUGCUGUGAUUGAUUUCCUGCCUCAACACAAACUGUUGAAUUUCCAAAGCAUUUACAAUUCGAUUUUUUAAAUAUAUAUAAAAUCAGUGUGUAUAGCCAGCUAAACCACUAUUUUGCAUUGAUUUUAUUUGUUUGGCCAACGUUAUAUUUCAUGAUGCAGGCAUGAAACAGUCACAAUGCGUGACUCUUGAUCUAUAAAUAUCAUCUCAUUCUGUUUAAGUGUUAAAGCUUUGGCAGUGACAGAGAGCAGUUCUGUAGUCACAUUUGCCCCCACUCUAACUCUAACAUCCUGCAGCAGACAUACUAACGUGAUUUUCUUUUUUUCCUUUUUUUUUAGUCUGAUUUGGCUCUUUCAGAAUGGCUGCGAUAGCACUGAUCAGACCUGUUUCACUUUCAGCUAUAAAAGUACCACUGCAUCAUUCCUUCACCGUUCUACUAACGCUUAACACCCGGAGACACAGCCAAAUAUUUAAAUGGUCUUGAGCCAGUUUUCAUUAAAAUAUGUUUGGCAUUAUCAUUAUCUCAGCAAAUAAUGAUUAUUUUAUAAGAUGUUCCUCUAUAAGAAAUUCUAAGAUGUACAUUACACAUUUUUGUGCUUGUAAGAAACUCAAUCUCAACUAAGUGGUUCAAUAUGUUCUAAAACAUCAAAUAUGCACCGAAGUAUGUGCUUUUGGGAAAUCGAGUAUUUAAGUAUUUGGCCUUCUACAGACGAUGUUACUGCAUGCUGUGCUGAUUUGGUUUUAAUUUUUCCUUCUGUUUCCUCCAGACAUUUCACACAAUAACCUCUCCCAUGUCCUUUUUUUAAAUAUCAAGAAAUACAGAAGUGUCUCAGUUAUUGUAUCUCUCUUCUGUAAUGCUGCUCCCAAUAUGCUGCUCCUCUGUCUGUUUCAAGGCCUCUUCAUUUCAACUGGCUAUUCUGAGCUUUGGACAGGUGCUCGGUCUCAGCAGAAUGGUUUUCCAAACAUCCAUUUACUAAAGUCAACUAAGCAUUAGACCACCGAUGUAGGUUUCACACUUGGCAAAGGACUUUAAAGCAUACAAAAACCUUUGCCAUCCAUAACAUCUCACCAACUCUGAGUUCUGCUUCGUAGCACUUAAUGUUCUUUUACUCUCUAUUCGUAGUAGUCUUCUGUAAGAGGAAUUUCAGGGCUAAAAAAUGUGGCCAGUGAUGGGGAGACCUGGUUGGGAGAUCAGAUUGCUGGAAAAAAAUCUAAUAGGAUGGAAAAAAAGAAAAAAAAUCAAUGGCGUUCCUAAUGGGACAAGAUGUUAAUCCAAAUCACCAUUCUUUGAAAGGCCUUGUACUUGUGUUGUUGCAUAUGUAUAUGGAUGGGAGUGUAUCACAUGUAGAUGUAGUGAUGUAGAUUUUGAUGUCUUUAUAUUAAGAAAAAAUAAUUACUAUAGAUCAGUGAUAUUUAUUUGUUUGUUUGUUUUUCUGUAAUGAAAUGGACAAAAGGGUUGGCUUGUUCCAAAGUGAAUGUCAGUUUUUGUUGAAUGCUGCCAAGGUCCCUAGUUAACUGUAGGUUACAAAUCUACUACAGAAACACAGACACAAAUAGGACAGUGAUGUCCAGUAGAUUACGGGUAGUCAUGAGAGAGAUUUAACAUGACUAGAUUUUUUUUUUUUAAGAGAAACGUUUACAGUAGAUAUAGCGCUUCUUGCAGUGACCGUUCUUUGCAUACCUGAAGAUCGAUUGACUGAAAGAGUUUGGUUUGUUUUGAUUUUUUUUUUCCUUUUUUCAAGUAUCAUUAAUUUUUGUUGUAUUUCCUCAGAAUACAAAACCUCAGGUUUAGAGAAGAUGCAUAGAUGCAUUUUAAUUGCAAUAAUUAGCUUGAGGUUUUAUAUACAUCAUUUUCCAGGCACUGUUAUUUUGCUUGGCAUUCCGGAUUGAAAAAAUACAAAAUAAAAUGAAAAUAGUUAAAUAAAAUGUAAAGGGGCCUUGUUCUACUGUACUGAGAUAUUUUCACUAAUAAUAAUGGUUUUUUUUUAUUUUUUGCAAGGAACUCUUAUCUCUGUUAUUGAACUGAUUGAUAGAAACUGAUUUGGUGAAACAGCUCGACUGGUACUUGUCUUCUCGUAAAUUAUGUAUCUGAGGCCUCCUCGCUUUUUAUUUUCUCCUCACUUCUAGUUCAGAUGGUAUACUUUUUACAUGACAUUGGCUUAAUGUGUAUCUGAAGAAUUUUCAUGUAUUUUCUUUUUUUUCUUAAAUUUUGAAUUAAAAAAGUGA
Messenger RNA from Clarias gariepinus (North African catfish), 9368 nucleotides. RefSeq names its product insulin-like growth factor 1a receptor (gene igf1ra). The coding region runs from base 51 to 4250 and encodes 1399 amino acids. The record is from RefSeq and is a predicted model, not a curated record. Lineage: Eukaryota; Metazoa; Chordata; Actinopteri; Siluriformes; Clariidae. Gene Ontology annotation, molecular function: insulin receptor substrate binding; ATP binding; phosphatidylinositol 3-kinase binding. The transcript has 21 exons. Gene Ontology annotation, biological process: protein autophosphorylation; multicellular organism development; insulin-like growth factor receptor signaling pathway. Gene Ontology annotation, cellular component: membrane; insulin receptor complex; axon.